Uranotaenia lowii is the source of this 1715-nucleotide messenger RNA. It is a transcript of the gene Gr66a, whose product is annotated as gustatory receptor for bitter taste 66a. Gene Ontology annotation, biological process: sensory perception of taste. NCBI's taxonomy places the organism in Eukaryota, Metazoa, Arthropoda, Insecta, Diptera, Culicidae. Gene Ontology annotation, cellular component: dendrite; neuronal cell body; axon. The transcript is spliced from 3 exons. The record is from RefSeq and is a predicted model, not a curated record. The coding region runs from base 1 to 1545 and encodes 514 amino acids.
AUGACCUCUAGUCAGAAACGUGGCGGAUUUGCCGAUUCGCUGAAGGUGCUGUUCUACGCGUCCUCUUUCCUGGGGCUGUUGCCGUUUUCGUUGCGGGAAUUCUACUCCAAACAUGUGCUCAAGAUUUCCGUUAUCGCAAACGUGUGGGUGGUUGUCAAUUUGGUGUUCUACACCACCACCUACCAUCUGGCAACGGAUGUCUACAGCGAUACCGACCGCAACAGUCAAGGAACUCUGACCAGCGCCAUUGGCCUGUUCAUCAUCUACAUGGAGCCGCUAAUGAUGAUCACAGAUAUGAUAGCCUCGAUGGUGAACCAAAAGCGACUGAUCGAUUGUGUCAGCAGGUUGGACAAAGUCGAUAACAAACUGGCCGGUGAAAACAUAACGAUUCGGAACAAUCGGAUCCAGAAGAACAUUCUGAUCCUGAUUGGGCUAGUGUUGCUAUUUGAGUCGAUGCUGACCACCUACAAUUUUGUGGUGUUUUCCGAAGUCUACACCGCGUGGUCUUUGAUCUGGUUCCUUACGGCUUUCCCCACGGGGAUAAAUUCGUUGAGUCGAAUCUGGUUCGUAUCCUUGGUGGUUGCAGUACGACACCGUUUUUUCGCCAUGAACAACCACAUGGACGAGCUGGCUGGCCUUCUAGAGGAACACAAUGAUCGCUGGGAGGACGAGUUGGAAAUUGAGCGAAACGAGAUACCGAUGAAUUAUUUGGAAAGGGAAAUUUUCACUAUUAGAAGUCAUCGAAAGGCAUUCGUUCAGCCGGCUUUGCAGGGUAAUAGGAAAAUCGGGGACAUCCAAACGAAGGUGAUCGAUGUGAAACCGUUCGAGAAAAAAGUUCAGGAUGAAAAACAACUGGCUCAAAAGCGAUCGGUUUUCGGGUUUCUCUCUUUUGAAAAGCAUAUGAAAAUAGACGAAAAAUUGGACAAGAAGAUGAUCCUGAUUUGCCGCAUGCAUGACGAGCUUUGUGAGAUAGGAAAAUCCAUCAACCAUAUGUAUAGCUUUCAGAUGUUGGUAUCGAUGGCGCAUGGGUUUAUGGCCAUCACAGCUCAAUUUUAUUUCCUCUACUGUGCCCUUUCCGGUCAGGAAGUGCCUGUUCUGUUCCGAUCGGCUCAAGUGGUGCAGAUUUCGGUGGUGCAAAUAUUUUACGUAGCAUUCAAGUGCGUCAUCUGCAUUUACGUUUGCUGGAAGACUAAGACGGAAUCGAAACGUACCGGCGUUUACAUGCAUCACCUGGCCAACAUGGUAGACGAAACACAUUUCUAUCAGAUCGUAAACCACCUGUCGUUGAAGUUACUGAACCAUCAACUGAAUUUUAGCGCCUGCGGAUUCUUCGAUCUGGACAUGACCACUCUCUAUGCGAUCACGGGUGCCAUCACCAGUUAUCUGAUUAUUCUGAUUCAAUUCAACCUUGCCGCCAUGCAAAAGACAGGCACCAAUGUAACGGAUACCGGAAAUAAUGGUACAGGGAACGCAACGUUGGAUGCAUUAAAUGUGACUCUGACCACGGUUAGCACUGCCCUGAGCACCUAUGUGACCAAUCCGUAAAGAAUUUCCACAGGGGUGAAGAUUUUUUACUCUUGUGUUGUUAAAUUUUAAUAAACUUGCAUGUGUUGGUGUAUAAGUGUAGUGGGAAGAGUUUCAAAUGUGGUGUAAUAUGUGAAAAUUUGAUUUUGAAAUUAUGGCUGCCAUGAGAAGGUGUUACAACUUGAAAAGAA